Messenger RNA from Trichoderma gamsii, 399 nucleotides. RefSeq lists its product as hypothetical. The transcript has a single exon. NCBI's taxonomy places the organism in Eukaryota, Fungi, Ascomycota, Sordariomycetes, Hypocreales, Hypocreaceae. The record is from RefSeq and is a predicted model, not a curated record. Bases 1 to 399 code for a protein of 132 amino acids.
AUGGUGAUGGUGGUGUUGAAAGUGCUUCUUGUGCGCCAGGAUUUGCCUGCCCAGGUACCGCUACCUGUCCGAGCAGCGAUUGAGACGAAAGAGCUGAUCCCUGAGAGGUGUAAUCUUGCGGAUAGCCGGACCGCUGAGCCUAAGCGUCGCAUACCAUAUGCACCUUUGCGGGUGAUGGCCCGGGCUCAUGUAGCGGUACCAGCCAUCUCACCACUUGCAUUCACCCAGCGUGUUGGAAACCUCACGGCCCGCGAUGAUGCCUCUGCUGUUUCACGCCCAGUUGUCAUUCUGCCCAGGCUAGUACAAGAUGCCGUCUGUGGCUGUUCUGGUGCCGUGGCCACGGGGUCCAAUGACAUUUCGACGACUCGAUCGGGAGGCUUGCAAGGCCAACUAUCUUAG